GUGAGUUGCACAUCGGUGGCCAAGAGCACUUCUACCUGGAGACUCACUGCACCAUCGCUGUCCCAAGAGGCGAGGCAGGGGAGAUGGAGCUCUUUGUGUCUACGCAGAACACCAUGAAGACCCAGAGCUUUGUUGCAAACAUGUUGGGGGUUCCGGCAAACCGGAUUUUGGUCCGGGUGAAGAGAGUGGGAGGGGGCUUUGGAGGGAAAGAGACCCGGAGCACCGUGGUGUCCACAGCAGUGGCCCUGGCUGCAUACAAGACUGGUUGCCCCGUGCGCUGCAUGCUGGAUCGUGACGAGGACAUGCUGAUAACUGGUGGCAGACACCCCUUCUUGGCCAGAUACAAGGUUCUAGAUGUUAUGAGCUACGUCGGGGGUGGGAAGAGAAGUGCCAUCGCACUGGGAAACCUAGAGAUGAAGAUCCAGGGAUCCUGGGAU
Suricata suricatta (meerkat) is the source of this 437-nucleotide messenger RNA. RefSeq names its product xanthine dehydrogenase/oxidase-like. The record is from RefSeq and is a predicted model, not a curated record. NCBI's taxonomy places the organism in Eukaryota, Metazoa, Chordata, Mammalia, Carnivora, Herpestidae. The annotation marks the transcript as partial. Gene Ontology annotation, molecular function: molybdopterin cofactor binding; xanthine dehydrogenase activity; iron ion binding. Gene Ontology annotation, biological process: xanthine catabolic process. The transcript is spliced from 3 exons.